UAAUAUUCUGAUUAUCACCCUUCCCAGGCUUUGCAUCAGCAUAUUUCUGUCGGUCCACCUUCUCGACAAGCACUUGUCCAAUAGCACACACAUCGGUAAUAUCAUCAUGGCUCCGGACCGACGCUCAAAGGGGCAAGAUGCCUUCCAAGCAGCAUCUACAAUGGAUCCCCGCGUAGCAAGUCGAAUGACAGAGAUUACUGGGUGCCGAAAGAAAAAUCAGAGCGACCGAAAGGCACGAACGUAUGCCCUCAAAAACCAGCAGUGGUACACAUUUUGUGACCAUAUGAAAUUCCAAACCCGGUGAGUAUUAUGCUGUACACAAAAGAAUGCACUAAUGAGAGUCACAGUCACUCCGGCAAACGCAGCCAUGUGCAUUCAUGACUGGGUCUUACAGAUCCCUAAGGAUCAACCCCGCACCAAAUCGCUUCAUCCUGUGGUUGCCACAGCCACGGCCACCAACUCUCUAUCUCCUCGUGGAUCCCAUGCUCCAGACGAAGACUAUUCAGUAGAUGGCAAAGAGGACAAUGUAGCUGAGGGUCAUCAUGAGGCCGUCCAUGAGGACCUUGGAUAUCAUGAUGCUGAUGCCACUCUGCUCCGACUUCUCCAUUGCACCCAAUCAAUCAACUCCAUCAAGCUGAAUGUGGCUGCAGUGGUCGACCUCUGGGAAAGCCAAAGAAGUCUCGGGAUCAACAACUACGAUACCCCUCGUGACAAAAACUCAACGCCAACCUACGAGCUCUCUCGAAGGUGGAGAAUGCGAGAAAAGUCCUCAGGCAUGUCGAUCGCCAUUUCGAUGGUAUUGCAACCAAGGGGAAUAUGAAGCAGCCAUGCAGAUCGUAUCUCAUCCGA
Molecule: messenger RNA, 849 nt
Organism: Cryptococcus amylolentus CBS 6039
Lineage: Eukaryota; Fungi; Basidiomycota; Tremellomycetes; Tremellales; Cryptococcaceae
Exons: 3
Coding region: 335-820 (161 amino acids)
Source: RefSeq, a predicted model, not a curated record